Pseudomyrmex gracilis is the source of this 2058-nucleotide messenger RNA. RefSeq names its product ornithine decarboxylase antizyme 1 (gene Oda). Gene Ontology annotation, molecular function: ornithine decarboxylase inhibitor activity. The record is from RefSeq and is a predicted model, not a curated record. Gene Ontology annotation, biological process: positive regulation of protein catabolic process. The transcript is spliced from 4 exons. The annotation marks the transcript as partial. Gene Ontology annotation, cellular component: cytoplasm; nucleus. Lineage: Eukaryota; Metazoa; Arthropoda; Insecta; Hymenoptera; Formicidae.
CGCUGGGUGUGGGGCCUCUGUGGUGGUCCUGAUGUGCCCCAUGCCGCAUUGUCUGUAUCCACAGUCAACACAGAGAGCCGCGGCGUGGGGAUCAAGCAGAGUCAGCUCUCUGUGAGCUCCCACAUUGUGCAAGAGGAUGAAUUAUUGAAAGCCGUGAGAAGUAACGAACCAUUGCGUCUAACGUUCACUCUUCACUUGACCGAGAGUACAUCGGUCGAGUGGGAGACCGUAGCAUGGCGCCGUUGUCUAUACAUACGUGUACCAAGCUGCCUUCUGCCCGAAGGAUCAAAGGAGGGCUUUGUCUCUCUUCUAGAGUACGCCGAAGAGACACUGCGCUGCACUAAUAUCAUUGUCUGUCUCCGCAAAGAUAGAUCAGACCGAGCAAUGCUGGUUCGUACCUUCAUGUUCUUGGGUUUCACGGUCCUGCCGCCAACUCAUGCCUUGGUACCGCCAGGCAGUGACGCUGGCAAUCUCUACAUGCUCUAUGCCAUCGAGUAAUCGACAAGCAGCUCGGAUUCUCUCAAAUUUAACGCACAGGUACCACCCUAGAAUAUUGUCUUUAAGCUAAAUUCUCAGGAAUUUAGCAAAAAGGAUCAAAGAAUUCGAGAAACAACCUGUGUCUGGUGUCUUUUCCGUUCUAUUUCUUUUCUUUUAUAUAUUUUGUAUAAGUUUUGCCCUACACCUACCUUUUGUUACCAAUCGAGAAAUUGAAAAGUCGUCUAUUUUGACAAAAAAAAAGUCAAGUGUUAUAAGUUUAACGAUAUUCAAAAACCAAAUCAGACGACUAUAGAAGACACCUUGGCGUUAAAUUUAAGAGGAGUGACAGAAAGAAAAACCAUAGUCGCGAAUAUGUAGAACGCGUAUAAAAGGCUUUCAAUGAGUAUAUCGAUUCAUUCUCUUGAAAAACAAUGUUAAUAACUCUUUUAAGAUCAUAUAAGCUGCUGACAAAGCUUCCCACGUGAAUUUGACGGAAUUUAAAGUCGUGUAUUGACCAUCGCACGCGACUACGUCAAAUUUUAGAGUAAUUUAUUAUCGAUAUAUCUCAAUGUUAAUUGUGGCAGAUUGGGCAUCACCAUAUUAUACUUCGUAAAUAUAAGUACAUUGUCUUAUUAUUUGUAAGUAUUACGACUAUAUAGUCUAGAUUUAAUAUCCGUUGUGCGAGAGUGUGUCGAAAGAAUUACAUUUGUCUCAAAAAUUACACAACAUUCUCUAAAAAGAACUGAUAUACUUGUUUUUAAAUAUUAUCUUUAUAUUCACGAAUAGUUUAAUACAAUAAUUUUUUGUUUGAUAAAACUGAAAAAAUAUUAAGUAAAGAGCAAACCAAAUUUUGUUUACACGUUGUUGGCUUAUAGAGAGUGUUGUAUUUCCAGAUAAAUACUUGAAUUUUCUGAUUUAGUUCAGUGUUUGCUACUGUACUAAAUUUUAUGUGGAUAAAACAACUUAAUUUUUAUAUAGAGAAACAUCACGAUUAGAGUUUCGAUGAUUAGAGCAAAAAACUAACACACACUUCGCACGUGUAAUUUUUUUUGAGAGCUACUCAAGAUUGAAAGGUUUACAGGAUUAUAAAUUUUAUUUAUCGCGUUAUAUAAGUCUUAUUAUCUUAUUAACUCUGUUACAGGUAAGAUCUUAUUCUUAGAUAUAUGAUAAUAUAUAUCUGGUAAUUCCCAAUCAGUUAACAUUGAAGAGAUCUUGCUAAUAAAUGCGUUCUUUAGUGUUGACUUGAUAACAGACAACAUAAAAAAUAUAUAAAAAUACAAAAAAAAAGUGAAAAAUUAUGAGAAAAAUCCAAAAAAAAGUGUUGAAAAAUAUAUAUAGCUUAUUAGGAGUAUAGAGAUAAGUACAGAAUGACGGACUAUUGUAUGUUAACUUUACGCAAAUUAUCAACUCGUCUCAAGUUUUUCAAUCGAUGAAGAAUUCCAUAAGUUUUAUCCCGUCAGUUAGAAUUAUAUAUUCGUACCUCUGACACACACUGCACACACAUAAAAAAGUAAAUAUGUAUGCUACAUUUCUUAUUCAUGAAGACAUAAUAUUGCUAAAUAAACAUUUAAUAAAACCUUU